AUGUCGCCGCUGGCAGCGCUCGUGCUGCUGUGCGCGACGCUGCAGACUGCGUCAUCCAUUGACGUGCCCGUGGAUACAAAUUUUGAGUUUACUGGCCUCUACUCCGAUUUCGCCCAGCAAUAUUACGUGCUCAACACUGAGUUGGACGACACCGCGCAGCUCUCGGACGUCAGCAGAGAUGCACUACCCAGCGCGUUACAGCAGCAGCUCAGUACCAAUUCACUCUCAUGGGGUGACUUACCCGGCCUCCUGCAGCGUGCCUUCCUUUGGGACGCUGGCUACGUAUUAACGCCCACACACACCCUGGCCAAAGUCUAUACACGAUGCGGUCGGUCCAUGGCAGAGCUAGUGGUGCCUCCCAAGGCGUUCGAGCGCGCCGGUUGUCAACUACGAGAGUGCGUACUACCAGACGGGACGAUCUUUCAUCGGUCACUUAACUGCAAGGCCUCGCAGCUCUCCAGAGCGGUCCAGUGUGCUGUCGAUGCAGCUGAAGACAUCUCGGCACCGGCGUAUGCCGCAGUCUGGGGAGACGGUGGAGAAGCGGAUACUCUACCUGAAGUGACAGUACAACGUCACGCCUACAUGGACUCAGACGGGAAGCCCAAUCUGAUCUUUGCACUGCACACGACGGACUAUGAAGUCGCUUACACUCAGUGUCCUUUGACUCCGGCAAUGGUGAUCCCUUGUGCGCCGUACAAUUUAGUUAACCAGUCCAAGUUCUGCUCUCCACAGCCUGGUGAAGUGGCGUCUGCGUGGCUUACCAAGACAAGACGUGGCUGCUAG
Phytophthora nicotianae INRA-310 is the source of this 783-nucleotide messenger RNA. RefSeq lists its product as hypothetical. The record is from RefSeq and is a predicted model, not a curated record. Lineage: Eukaryota; Oomycota; Peronosporomycetes; Peronosporales; Peronosporaceae. The transcript is spliced from 2 exons. Bases 1 to 783 code for a protein of 260 amino acids.